AUGAUCGCAGCUGACUCCUCACCCAUCGUGACGGGCGCGGUGCCCGUUACAGUAAAGGGCCCUUCGUCCAACCACUCGUUCCAGGGUGGAGAAGAUACGCCUGUCGACAGCGCCGACGACCUCCUCCACAAGUUGGGGUACGAGCCGGAGCUUGUCCGCUCCCGCUCGACCCUCCAGGUCGCGUUCAUGUCGUUUGUCCUCGCCUCGAUCCCCUACGGUCUCGCGUCCUCGAUGUACUUUCCACUUCAGGGUGGUGGCCCCGCCGUCGUGAUCUGGGGCUGGGUGCUCGUCUCGCUCAUCAUCCUGUGUGUCGCCGCAUCACUUGGCGAGAUCACGUCCGUCUUCCCCACAGCUGGUGGCGUGUACUACCAGACCUUUAUGCUCGCACCAGCAAGGUUCCGCCGCAUCGCCGCCUAUCUCUGCGGCUGGGCUUACGUCGUGGGUAACAUCACCAUCACGCUCGCCGUGCAGUUUGGCACGACCCUCUUCCUUGUCGCCUGCAUCAACGUCUUCGAGGUUGAGCCCGGAGUCGGCAUCUGGGAGCCCGAGACGUACGAGGUCUACCUUCUUUUCGUGGGCGUUACCCUCCUCUGCGGCCUUAUCACCAUCUUCGGCAAUCGUUGGCUGCCGAUUCUCGACACCUUUGCCAUCAUCUGGACCUUUGUCGGCCUCAUCUGCAUCCUCGUGACCGUCCUUGCUGUCGCCAAGGCCGGGCGCCGUAGCGGCGCCUUCGUGUUCGGCGGGUUCGAGCCCGAGGUCACACAGUCCGGCUGGCCCGCUGGCUGGUCGUUCAUGGUCGGCCUCCUCCACGCCGCCUACGCCACCUCCUCCACCGGCAUGAUCAUCUCGAUGUGCGAGGAGGUCCAGUCCCCCGCCACGCAGGUCCCCAAGGCCAUGGUCGCUACCAUCUGCAUCAACCUCGUUGGUGGCCUUCUCUUCCUCGUUCCCCUCAUGUUCGUUCUUCCCGACCUUGCCAUGCUCGUUUCCAUCCCUUCUGGCCAGCCCACGCCGACCAUCAUCAAGUCGGCCGUCGGCUCGAGCAUCGGCGCUAUUCUGCUUCUUCUUCCUCUUCUCGUCCUCGCGCUCCUCUGCGGCACGGCCUGCACCACCGCCGCCUCGCGCUGCACCUGGGCCUUUGCUCGUGACGGUGCCAUCCCCGGUUCCAAGUACUGGAAGACUGUUAACCGCAAGCUCGACGUCCCCCUCAACAGUGUCUUCCUCGUCCUUGUCGUCCAGAUCCUCCUCGGCCUCAUCUACUUUGGCUCCGCAACCGCCUUCAACGCCUUCUCGGGUGUUGGUGUUAUUUCUCUUACCAUCUCGUACGCCGCGCCCAUCCUCGUCUCGGUCAUCGAGGGCAGAGCCCAGGUGACCAAGCACGGCAAGUUCAAGCUCGGCAAGGGUCUCGGCUGGUUCUGCAACAUUGUCGCCCUUUGCUGGUCCGCCCUCGCCGUUCCCCUCUUCUGCAUGCCCGCUUUCAUCCCCGUCACCCCCCAGUCGGUCAACUACGCGCCGGUCGUCUUCGUUGCGUUCACCGCCAUGAGCGCCAUCUGGUACUGGGUCUGGGGCCGCAAGAACUAUGAGGGUCCCCCCAAGGACGACCUCGAGGAGUCGCUUGGCCCCUCGCUCCCCCACACCGAGGCACUUGCCGCCGGCGUUGCCAAGAAGGACUACUAA
Cutaneotrichosporon cavernicola is the source of this 1674-nucleotide messenger RNA. RefSeq lists its product as uncharacterized. Lineage: Eukaryota; Fungi; Basidiomycota; Tremellomycetes; Trichosporonales; Trichosporonaceae. The record is from RefSeq and is a predicted model, not a curated record. Gene Ontology annotation, biological process: transmembrane transport; amino acid transport. The transcript has a single exon. Gene Ontology annotation, molecular function: transmembrane transporter activity. The coding region runs from base 1 to 1674 and encodes 557 amino acids. Gene Ontology annotation, cellular component: membrane.